CGGGACGCUUCCCGGGAAACAAUAGCCCCAUACAAUCUGAAGGUAUUAUUUUUCACUGGGAGCGGCCCGGCCCCUUCCAUCCCCGGCCUCGGACACUGGGCUCUUUUAGAGCUUUUCUUUAAUUUCCUGACAUGCGAUCCGCGGAGAGGGAGAGGGGUGGCACCGAUCGGCCAUGAGAACAGAACAAGUAACAAAGUUCCCAGUUCCACCUGUUUUCAGUUUUACGGGGAGCGAUUUCCCUGUUGCCGUGGCGACACAAGGUGCAGGUCACCUGUUCAACGUUCGACUAUAAAACCCUUAUCUCAGCCGGGAUAGAGCAGCCAGGACGUAGCUUCAGAUUCUCCCAGGGGCAGCUCACACCACAAACAGGAGACACAAUGUUUCUGUCAUUGGCUGUACUGUUCAUCGUAGUCACCUUCUCCUCCAAUCUCGCCAUGGCAGUGAACAGGGAGAACCGACUGCAGACACUUUCCAGAGGAUGGGGAGAUGACAUCACAUGGGUCCAGACAUACGAAGAGGGAUUGUAUAAUACAAAAAAGAGCAAUAAACCGCUGAUGGUGAUCCACCAUUUGGAGGACUGUCAGUACUGCCAAGCUCUGAAGAAAGUAUUCGCAGAAAGUGAAGAACUUCAGAAUCUGGCCAAGGAUAAUUUCAUCAUGCUCAACCUCAUGCACGAGACUACAGACAAGAACCUGGCACCGGACGGGCAGUACGUACCCCGGAUAAUGUUUAUUGAUCCGUCACUAACUGUCAGAGCCGACAUCACCGGGCGUUAUUCCAAUCGUCUUUACACUUAUGAGCCGCAAGACGUCCCUGUCUUGAUAGAAAAUAUGAAGAAAGCGAUGCGCCUCAUCCAGACAGAGCUAUGAUCGGCGCUCAGCACGGGUCUCUGAAUUCUCCCCCGAUGAUAGAUUUUUAACAAUCCAACUUACACAGGUCCUUUUAAUGUCCAUAGCGGGACAUUUGUGUCCAUUUCUCCAAGAGAUCACCAACAGUUGGUGCCGUUACCCCCCCCGUCACUGCUCCUCACUUUUCUAACCAAUCGUAUCCGCUCCCAUGCACAGCCAUAGACACAAUUUUCAGGACACUUAAUGACAUCCUGUUAUUUUGCCUAAUUAUAGCAAAGCCUUGCUGUCUUCUGGGACCUGUGUGUCUCCCAGAAGACAGCAGGGGUCGGAGAAGGUGCCGGAAGUGGCGUAGA
Messenger RNA from Rana temporaria (common frog), 1201 nucleotides. RefSeq names its product anterior gradient protein 3-like. NCBI's taxonomy places the organism in Eukaryota, Metazoa, Chordata, Amphibia, Anura, Ranidae. The record is from RefSeq and is a predicted model, not a curated record. Gene Ontology annotation, molecular function: dystroglycan binding. Gene Ontology annotation, cellular component: endoplasmic reticulum. Bases 378 to 869 code for a protein of 163 amino acids. The transcript has 8 exons.